GUUAGAUGUUUGGUUGAGAGGGGAUGACAGAUAUAAGAGUAAAAUCUUUCGAGCGGGGCAUUCUUUCGUACAUUGCUAACGUUAGUGCUAACACAUUUAAGCUACGUUGUAACGUUCUGUCGCAUACAUAUCCAUAUUUGAUUACGCGUUAUUAUCGGAAUAUUAUAGUAUCAUAUUUUAAUUUUCUAUCAACGUGUACUUGGCUGCAAACGAACAUCCAAGAAGGGAAUAAUAUUUUAAUGUGUGUGACCUUCAUUCUAUAAGAGUUAUGGAUUUCAAUACAGAACAGACGUUAAAAGAGGUAAAUGUUAGUAAGCUUACUGACAAUUGGGAUGUAAUAAAUGAAGGUAUAUGGUCACCUGUGAAAUGCAUGGACAUUAAUUGUGGUUUUGGAUACACAACUAGGUACUUUCUUUUGCCAGAACUUCAUAAUAGAGCGACAAUAAUAGGUACUGAUAGUUCAAAAACAAUGAUCGAAUAUGCGAGAUCAAAAUAUAAAAAUCAUGAACGAAUCGAAUUUGAUGUUCUUGAUAUCCAAACGAAAAAUUUGCCUGAAGAAUAUAUCACUGCAUUUGAUCAUAUAUUUUCAUUUCCCACUGUGCAUUCUCGUAAUGACAUCUUACAAGAGUUUCAAAAUGUUUAUCAGAUGCUCAAACCUGGUGGAAAGUUCCAUCUAUCUAUGGUGAUAUCUCACGAUGCGUUCACACUGUAUAAAAAUAUGGUGGAUCAUCCAACUUUCGGCUCAUAUUUUGAGAAAUAUACUGCGCCAUUUGAUAAUCCUGAAAGAGAAGUAAAGCGAUUACUUCUACGUCUUGGAUUUAACGUACGCUACUGCCGUUCUGUACCAAAUAUGAAAUAUAAAACAGACUAUCUUUUACCGUAUAUUUUUUCUGGUCUUUCCUUUAUAAACGAGCUGUCAUCUGAACAAGAAAAGGAUCUCAAGAAUGAGCUUACAAUUUGUUAUAAUAAAAUAGAAAAAAGAAUUGAUAGUGAUGUUUCUAAUGCUUCAAAUGUUGACGAAUCUAACUAUCGUGAUAUGUAUGACAUAUUGCAACUUUCUGCAACUAAACCUCGAAGAGAUGGAUAAUAACUGUCUGGAUAUAUUAUCCACAUUAUAAUAACAAUAAGUUUAUGCAAUUUACAAUAUUAUAAAUCACCGAUCGCAUUAAAGGUAAUAUUUUAGUGUAAAAGUUUGGAAAAGAUUAAUUUGCUUUUUUGUUUUUUUUAAUGUUUAUGAUUUUAAAAUUAAACUCUUAAGAAUAGUUUUAUCGAAAUAUUUACCGAAAUAAGAAAUCUACAGACAUUUACAAAUUCUGCUCAAUUUACAAUUAACCGACUUAAUGUCAACUAUUUCCAACUAUAAAUCAAUACAUUUGUUUCUAAUUUUGACUUUUGUCUGCCUAUGGCAUAUAUAGAUUACCAAAUGACAAUGAGAAAUGCCUAUUUUAAAAGAGAAUAUUUCUUACAAAAGUGUUUAGUAUUAAGCAAAAUAUAUACAUUUAUAAAAAAUCUAUUAGACAAGUAGCAGAUUGAGCACAAAAUAAAAAGAAGCCAUAAAAUUUGAAUGUGACAAUUAGAUUAUAAGCAAAAAUUUUCUUUGGACAAUAUGUCCGAUCCGAGCAGUAAAAGUUUAUGCGUCAAAACAAGAGCGCACAACUAACAAAUAAAACUGUAAAAUAAAAUUUUUAAUCAGAAAUAAAUUUAUUGUGAAAAUUACAUCGCACACACGUGCACGCACGCAUGCUCGCCUGCAGAAGCGUUUAGUGCGAAAAUUCGUGCGUGUAUACAUGUGCCUGAUUAUUACUACAUACAAUACACACAAAUAGUAUAUAGAUAAAGUAUUAAUUAAUAUGCAGUCAUUAAAUAAACAUUUAUAACAUAUUUGUUUUUGAUAAAGAAAUCAAUAAGAUUGUAAUAAUUAAAUCUUUUCUAAAAAAAAUCUUAUUCAAAAAGAUAAAACAAUGUUAAAUCUCCAAGUUUUUAGUUUUUACUUUGUAAAAAUAUCUAUAUUUCUUACAGGAUACUUCUUUUAAAUCUUUAGCAUAUUUCUUAGAAUAUUUCUUUUGAAUCUUUCUUUAGCUUUCCUAGAAAGAUUUUUUAAAAAGGUCGAUACAUUUCCCAGCAAUGUCGACUACCUGCGCUGCAUACACACAAUAGCUGUUCGCAAAUUUCUGUUUGUCGAUUGCCUGAGGAUAUCGGAUGUAUAAGCGAUGACUUUUGACCAAUAUUUUAUUCAAAUCUGUCGUACAUAUUCAAUCGUACGUAUUUUGUGCGUGAUUACUUAUAAUUAUUCCAAUAUAAGAAUAUUUUAGUAUAUUUAUCUUCAUCUUAACAAGAUGCAUGAAGUUUAAUCCGAAAUUCACUUUAAAAACACACAAUGCUUGGUUCAGUUUUUUUAACCGGAAAAGAGAUCCUUGGGAGCUUGGGAAAUGCAUGGAAGUUAAUUGUGAUUUUGCAUAUAUAACAAGACACAUUCUUCCGCUAAAAGUUUAUCCAGAUACGCUAAUAAUAGGUAUGCUACUUUGAAUUUGCAAGAAAUUCCUUUUUAAAAAUUAUGCGUUACUAAAUAUAUUAUAAUAUUUAGUACAAAUUAAUGAAAUCUUAAAUCAUUUUUUUGCGAUUAAAAACUGAUAGUAUACAAUUAAAUACUUGGCUAGUUGCAUUGAUCUCAUAUUUGUUUUUAAACAGUUAAUUUUUUUUAACAAUGUUUAAUAUAGUCUCCUAUUUUUUAUACUUCUGUACUUUUUAUACAAGUUGAAAUAUUUUUUUCUGUGCUUGAUGUCUUUUACUAUCUUUUUAGAGAUUUUCUUAGAGAGAAGUUUGGUAUUUUCUACAAAUCUACUACCUGCGUUUCAAACACACAUGCACAUUUAUAGCUUUACACACUAUAGCUUCAUUUUCUUUUCAUUACCUAAGUGUGGAUAUGUAAAGGCGUUAACUCACGUUCUAUUCUGUCCUAUCGUCCAUUUUUUAUGCGUGAUUACAUUCUGCUAUUAAUAUUAAAAUAAUAAU
This is a messenger RNA of Formica exsecta, 3012 nucleotides long. RefSeq names its product juvenile hormone acid O-methyltransferase-like. NCBI's taxonomy places the organism in Eukaryota, Metazoa, Arthropoda, Insecta, Hymenoptera, Formicidae. The transcript is spliced from 5 exons. The record is from RefSeq and is a predicted model, not a curated record. The coding region runs from base 269 to 1087 and encodes 272 amino acids.